This is a messenger RNA of Lodderomyces oxycetoniae, 801 nucleotides long. RefSeq names its product acetate uptake transporter family protein. The transcript has a single exon. The record is from RefSeq and is a predicted model, not a curated record. Gene Ontology annotation, molecular function: acetate transmembrane transporter activity. Bases 1 to 801 code for a protein of 266 amino acids. Gene Ontology annotation, cellular component: plasma membrane. NCBI's taxonomy places the organism in Eukaryota, Fungi, Ascomycota, Pichiomycetes, Serinales, Debaryomycetaceae.
AUGGAAAACCGCGAUUCAGAAGAUCAUCUUGAAUCUAAGGGCUCUUCGAUCGAAGAGCCCGAUAUCAAAAGGGGUAAAAUCGAAAUUACUGGCGACGGUGGGGAAUUUGUUAUUAUAGACAAUCACAAGUACUACAGACAUGAACUAAUGGCUGCAUUUGGUGGUACUUUAAACCCAGGGCCAGCACCGUAUCCUUCCAUCAAUAUUAACCCUGCACCAGUAGGCUUAGUGGCAUUCGCGCUAUCGACAUUUGUUUUAUCAUUAUUUAACGCACAAGCCAUGGGUAUUAAAGUGCCCAACGUGGCUGUUUCGCUAGCUUGUUUCUAUGGAGGUGCUGUGCAAUUUCUCUCAGGGUGUGGCGAGUUUUUUACAGGAAACACGUUUGCUUGCACGGCAUUGACUUCGUAUGGUGCAUUUUGGUUAUCUUAUGGUGUUAUAUUUGUUGAUAGUUUUGGAAUCAUGAAAUCAUAUAAGGAGACUGAUGAGCUCAAUAAUGCAGUAGGGUUCUUCCUACUAGGUUGGGCCUUAUUCACAUUUAUGAUGUUUUUGUUAACAUUGAAGGCUACAGUUGCAUUCUGCACCCUUUUUGGCACUUUAUUUAUGAUGUUUUUAUUACUUGCAGCGGGAAAUUUAAGUGGUCAUGUUGGUGUUGUCCGUGCUGGUGGUGUAUUUGGCGUCAUUACCGCAGUCACAGGAUGGUGGAAUGCUUUUGCGGGUGUUGCUACUCCUUAUAACUCAUACAUCAAGUUGUCGCCAAUUCCUAUGCCUGGUAAUAUAUUGUUUCACAAAAAGUCAUCAUGA